AUGGAGCUGACCGGACCGAAGACGCGUACGACGCCGUCAUUCAAGAAAACUAAGGUCCGUGGCGUAGCAGAUGUACACAAGGGAGACCAGAUUGCGGUUGAUAGAGUUGGAGGAGCCUACAAGCAUCACAUGAUUGUGAUUGAAGACCCCAUAGAUCUUAGAGAGGUAACUGUGAUUCAGUAUACAAAUGGUGUUUUACCUGGUGCAACGGGGAUACUUGCAGGCAGUGGUAGGUCAGGAAUUCCUAUUGCUGUCGUCCGUAGAGACGCGGAGGAUAUUUCCUCGGACGUGAGCAAGGGUAGAGUAUACCGCAUAGAUUAUGACAAUGAGUGCUUCUCACCCGAUGAAACCGUGAGGAGAGCUAAGAGCAAACUUGGUCAAGGGGGAUACUGCGUGUUAAACAACAACUGUGAGCAUCUUGCCACCUGGUGUAAAACAGGUAGGUCUAGAAGCUCGCAGGCCGAAACAGCAAAGACUGCAUUAACCGAAAGCGCUAAAUCUAUAGCUACAGAAGGGAUAAAACAGGUGGCAAAGAAGGGAUUUAAAGCUGUCACCGAAGAAGCAGCAAAGCAGGCUUCAAAGGAGGGGGCUAAAGCUGUCACCAAAGAAGCAGCAAAACAGGUAGCAAAGGAGGGGGCUAAAGUUGUUACCAAAGAAGCAGCAAAGCAGGUAGCAAAGAAGGGGGCUAAAGCUGUCACCAAAGAAGCAGCAAAACAGGUAGCAAAGAAGGGAACUAAAGCCGUCACCAAAGAAGCAGCAAAACAGGUAGCAAAGGAGGGAGCUAAAGCUGUCACUAAAGAAGCAGCAAAACCGGUAGCAAAAAAGGGAGCUAAAGCCGUCACCAAAGAAGCAGCAAAACAGGUAGCGAAGGAGGGGGCUAAAGCUGUCACCAAAGAAGCAGCAAAACAGGUAGCGAAGGCGGGAACCAAAUCUCUUGCUACGGAAGCAGCAAAACAGGUAGCAAAGGAGGGGGCUAAAGCCGUCACCAAAGAAGCAGCAAAACAAGUAGCAAAGGAGGGGUCUAAAGCUGUCACUAAAGAAGCAGCCAAACAGGUAGCAAAGGAGGGAACUAAAGCCGUCACCAAAGAAGCAGCAAAACAGGUAGCGAAGGAGGGAACUAAAGCUGUCACGAAAGAAGCAGCAAAACAGGUAGCAAAGGAGGGGGCUAAAGCUGUCACCAAAGAAGCAGCAAAACAGGUAGCGAAGGAGGGGGCUAAAGCCGUCACCAAAGAAGCAGCAAAACAGGUAGCAAAGGAGGGAGCUAAAGCUGUCACCAAAGAAGCAGCAAAACAGGUAGCAAAGGAGGGGGCUAAAGCUGUCACUAAAGAAGCAUCAAAACAGGUAGCGAAGGAGGGGGCUAAAAUUGGCAUGAAAGAAGUGGCACUGGCAGCAAUGACGGAAUUUGUUGAGUCUCUUGCUACGGAAGCAGCAAAACAGGUAGCAAAGGAGGGGGCUAAAGCCGUCACCAAAGAAGCAGCAAAACAGGUAGCAAAGGAGGGGGCUAAAGCUGUCACCAAGGAAGCAGCAAAACAGGUAGCAAAGGAGGGGGCUAAAGCCGUUACCAAAGAAGCAACAAAACAGGCAGCAAAGGAGGGGGCUAAAGCUGUCACCAAAGAAGCAGCAAAACAGGUAGCAAAGGAGGGAGCUAAAGCCGUCACUAAAGAAGCAGUAAAACAGGUAGCAAAGGAGGGGGCUAAAAUUGUUACCAAAGAAGCAGCAAAACAGGUAGCAAAGGAGGGGGCUAAAGCCGUCACCAAAGAAGCAGCAAAACAGGUAGCAAAGGAGGGGGCUAAAGCCGUCACCAAAGAAGCAGCACAGGCAGCGAUGGCUGGAGGGGUCAAGUCUCUUGGUACAGAAGGGGCAAAACAGGCAGCCAAGCAUGGAGCCAAAGCUGGCAUGAUAGAAGGUGCCAAAUCUGUAGGGAGGGAAGGAGCAAAGGAGGUAGCAAGGGAGGGGGCUAAAGCUGCUGUGGAAGAAGUUGUAGAAGAAGCUGCUAAAACUGCCAUGAAGGACACAGCAAAGACAGCAGUGAAAGAAGGUACCAAAUCUGCUGCUAAGUCAGGAGUGAAAUCUUUCGGUACGAAAAUAAUGGAAAAGCAGGGGAAAAUCGGCAUUGCGCUAACAGUGGCAGAGGAAAGCUAUUACUUUGUGAGAGGCACUUGGGAAUCAAUGGAGAAGUGUGAUAAAGGCAAGAUUUCCCCGGGUGAGUUUGUUGGAGAGGUAGCUACCCAUGCUGUUAAGGGUGUCGCUAGCGGUACCGCCACAGUUGCUGGAGGCUUGCUCAAUGGUUUCCGUUGA
This is a messenger RNA of Branchiostoma belcheri (Belcher's lancelet), 2298 nucleotides long. RefSeq names its product axoneme-associated protein mst101(2)-like. The record is from RefSeq and is a predicted model, not a curated record. Gene Ontology annotation, biological process: N-acylphosphatidylethanolamine metabolic process. NCBI's taxonomy places the organism in Eukaryota, Metazoa, Chordata, Leptocardii, Amphioxiformes, Branchiostomatidae. The coding region runs from base 1 to 2298 and encodes 765 amino acids. The transcript is spliced from 4 exons. Gene Ontology annotation, molecular function: glycerophospholipid phospholipase A1 activity; A2-type glycerophospholipase activity. Gene Ontology annotation, cellular component: cytoplasm.